Molecule: messenger RNA, 1090 nt
Organism: Ceratotherium simum simum (southern white rhinoceros)
Lineage: Eukaryota; Metazoa; Chordata; Mammalia; Perissodactyla; Rhinocerotidae
Source: RefSeq, a predicted model, not a curated record
UGCCUGACGUCCCUCCUAGUUCUGCUCCUCACUGCUUUGCCUGGUAAGUGGAGGGGGACUGGAUUUUGCUGCUGUCUUCUCUCUGCUCCUCAGGGGAUGAAGAAAGGUUCUGAUUAGCUGAGUCCGAGCCUCAGGCCAAUGCUCACCUACAAGGAGGAAGGCUUGCCUUUGUAAGGAGGUGCAGUUGGCAAAUCUCAGCUGGAAGUCAUGCUGCAGAGCGGUCUCAGACGGCUGGUGGGGCACCGACAUGCAGCACCUCUUCUCCAAGCCCUGGCUGGCCAGCACCGGCUGCCCAGGUCAGGCUGGAUGCCAGCCCAGCCUAUCACCGUCUCAAGCAGCCACUUCCAGUCCAAUAUAAAGGAUUAUUCCCUCCCCAAUGCCAGCUGGAGCCGAGUCAUGGUGGGGCUGUCAAAUGAACUCACGGAGAAGACUGUGGAUGGGUCGUGGGCGCACUUCCAGAUUAUUGGUGCUCUAUGCAGUUACUGAAAGAGGCAGAACUUGCUAGGAUUGCUAAAGCUGUCCCAGUCCAAAUGAUAGAAGAUGCCCGCCUCUUUCUGCAGAUCACAGAGAUGGAGACACUUGGCUUUGAGUAUGUCAUCUUCCACAAUGACUCAGAGAAGAAGUGUAUCUGCUUGUUCCAGCCUGGGCCCCUCCUGGAGGGGCUGCCUGGGAUCAUCCACGGCAGUGCACUAGGGACCGUGAUAGACACCACGUUUUUCAUGAUGGCGUACUACAGUGCCAGGGCGGUCUUUACAGGGACCAUGACCAUCACCUUCAAGAGCCCAGGCAUCCUCAGCUCAGUGGUGAGGCUGGAGGCAAAGGUCACUGGCACAGAAGGAAGAAAGGUAAUUCUCUCUUGUGAAGCCCAAAGCAGUGACAGGACCAUCAUCUUUGCCGAAGCUUCUGCCAUCUUCUUCCGGAUGAGGUGACACAGGUGCAAGGCACUGUAAGGCUCAUCUCCUCUUGCCCUGGAGGGCAGAAAAAUGAAGCUUCCUUUGGAGCAGCUUCUGUUUCUCCCAUUCGUCUCCAGCUUCUCAUGUUUACUCCAGCCGUUUCCAUCGUGGGUGGUGGAAACUUCUCCAGAUGUCAA